This is a messenger RNA of Brenthis ino (lesser marbled fritillary), 423 nucleotides long. Lineage: Eukaryota; Metazoa; Arthropoda; Insecta; Lepidoptera; Nymphalidae. The record is from the annotation of a GenBank genome assembly.
AUGAUCUCGUUUAUUUUUAUAUGUUUAGCGGCAUGCUGUUUUGUAACGCAAGCACAAAAAGGAAAUGAUCCGAUACCAAUACUUAAAUAUGAAUCCGAUGGACCAAAUGUGGACGGCUCUUACAAAUGGGCAUUCGAAACCGGCAACGAGAUCUCGGCCCAAGAGAGUGGAUAUGUGAAAAACUUCGGCAAAGGUGAAGGUCAAGAGAUACAAGUAGCUGAAGGCAGCGUCAGUUACAAGGCACCUGAUGGUACACCCAUUGCAUUAUCGUACAUCGCUGAUGAAAAUGGCUUCCAGCCACAGGGUGCUCAUCUUCCAACUCCACCACCAAUCCCUCCAGCGAUCCUGAGGGCGUUAGAAUAUAUUGCUGCCAAUCCUCAGCCUCAAAACCAACAGCCAGCCCAACCGUUGAGAGGAAAACGU